Molecule: messenger RNA, 846 nt
Organism: Cladophialophora psammophila CBS 110553
Lineage: Eukaryota; Fungi; Ascomycota; Eurotiomycetes; Chaetothyriales; Herpotrichiellaceae
Exons: 4
Coding region: 1-846 (281 amino acids)
Source: RefSeq, a predicted model, not a curated record
AUGAAGCUCAUCAUCCUUAUUUGCCUGGCUAUGGCUUCUGUCACUAGUGCCGCAAGCAAUGUGUGCAAGUCGGGGAUCUACGAAUUAUUGUCACCUCUCAGCGCCUAUCCUCCGGCGCAGAGCUACUGCUCAGCCCACUAUCCCCCAACAACGGUGACUGUUUCGACCACCUUUAUUUCCAAGAAGAAGUUUCGGUUCGCCCGAGCCACGCCCGCCGCAGGAUAUGGAGGCGCCGUUCUCGAGAAACGCAAAACAAGUACCAUUACUUCCCACUCGACCACUACGACCCAGGACGUGAAGGCGUCUCAGUGGUCAAGCUUGCUAAAGACGGCUCAAAGCAUCGUCUACACCUUCUGCCAAUGUAUCGAGAGUCACCCUACGCUCCGUCCACAUCUGGCUGAUAUGCCUAAAGGUCGUUCCGACAACCACCACUACGACAACAACCACAACAGCGUCGACAAUCCCGACAACCACACCAUCUACGACGACCACAACGACCACAACGACCACAACGACAUCGCCUAUCGCUGCGACGACCAUACCUUAACGCCUGACAAAUCUAGAUGGGUACCUCCGGUGUCCAUCUUCAGACUUUAUCUCCAACGUAUACCGGUUUGGACCUUAGCGGAAGGGGCUUAUCCUGCCUUUCCAAAAAAUGCAUCGACUCUGUCGUCAAGGGGAUCUCGGACCUGGCGGAAUGCUUUUGCAUACGGAGGGUGCCUGGAGCAAAUGAUCCUGAACUUGGUGUCACCUACGCCUCAAGAAAUUGACAAGCAACCGAGCUCUGCCAGCGUCAAGAGCAAGUUGAGCAACGCUCCAAACUUCGUCGAUCCAAACCAGGUAUAA